AUGUACAGCCUCCAAAACAUUGCUCUCCCAGCCCUUGUGGCUCUUUCUGCGCUUGCUUCUGCAGAGACCAUUACUGGCGGCCUAAGUGGUAGCCCAUGUCCUAGUGACUGGACUAAUAUUCAGUACAAAGACACCCAGAGAUGCUGCUAUGGUAGCCUGACCCUCGAAUCCAACGAUCUCUAUUGCUGUGUGCACAGCUCUUCGAUUUCCAACAACUACCUCGACGAUACCUCAUCCGAUUGCUUCCCAUUCUGUACCGGCACUACUCGUGAGCUUCCUACAAUGACGAAGUUCGCCGCAUCCUGUCAAACCAAGAUUGCUUUCACCACCAAGGACUACUCGAGUCUUGUUUCGGCGGCGUCUGCUUCAGUGACAGGGACCACUAAGUCGUCUGAUAGCGAUGCGACAACGAUGACUACUACAACCGGAGCUGGGACUGAGACUGGCGCCAAGACUACGGCCACGGACAAUAAGUCGGAGACAUCUACAAAUAAGGCCGGACCUGUUGCGACGGCUGAGGGGUUUGCGCUCGGAGGUGCUGCCAUUGCUGCUGCAUUCUUUGCGCUAUAG
Messenger RNA from Penicillium cosmopolitanum, 570 nucleotides. RefSeq lists its product as uncharacterized. The record is from RefSeq and is a predicted model, not a curated record. NCBI's taxonomy places the organism in Eukaryota, Fungi, Ascomycota, Eurotiomycetes, Eurotiales, Aspergillaceae. The transcript has 2 exons. The coding region runs from base 1 to 570 and encodes 189 amino acids.